Messenger RNA from Suillus clintonianus, 1551 nucleotides. RefSeq names its product methyltransferase domain-containing protein. The record is from RefSeq and is a predicted model, not a curated record. Bases 270 to 1247 code for a protein of 325 amino acids. Lineage: Eukaryota; Fungi; Basidiomycota; Agaricomycetes; Boletales; Suillaceae. The transcript has 8 exons.
GGGAGAUUUCGCCGCCACGUCGCUCGUUCUAAAACACGGUGGUCUAUGUAACGUUCGUGCUAACUUGAAACUAUCCUACAGCGAGCUACAAGUUUCUGCACCCUGCCGCCGUUAACCACAACCGCAGCGUUGCACUUGCCGCAGUGUGUUGUUACACAACUCUUUCUGGUUAUCAUUAUUCCCCACAUAUCCUUCACGCCAGCGCUUUCUCCCCACAUACCCCUUCAGCCCUGUCAUUACCGACGUCCGCAUAAUCAUCAACAUUCGUCAUGCCUGCAGUCUGGCAGAGACAUCCUCGAUAUUUCAUCCUUGUAUCCUUGGUUCUGACAGCAACUUUCUUCUUACUCAGUCCAUACGAAGCUCCCCUCACCACCGACUCGUAUGCUGCAUAUAUCCGUGACAGUACCCUUCCAGCACGACUUGAACGAGCAGAGAGGGUCUAUCAGAAAGUUGUAGCUGGCCGCAAGGACCUAAUACAGAGAUAUGGCCCAACCUCUCGCGACAUUGUCAUGUUCCCACCAGACAAAGACCCAUGGCCAGCAUACACGGCUUGGAGCUUCUUUCCUCCAGCCUUCGACUGUCCGCACGAACUAGAGCGCAUAGGUGCACUGGGGGAUGGUGGAAAGUGGGCAUGUGGGAUGUCUCGACUGGAGCACAAGCCAGACUGUAUCAUAUACACUUUCGGUAUGAACUAUGAAACGACAUUCGAGGCACAACUCCUCGAACGGACGCGGCACUGUCAAGUUUGGGGAUAUGACUAUCGCUCUAACUCAUUUGGAUCCCACAUCAAGAACAACUACCGCGCACACUUCUUUUCGUGGGGUCUUGCCAAUUUUGAUUCGCAUGAGUCGCACAAUAACCCUAAACUGUAUACUCUCAAGACCCUGCUUGACAUGAACAAGCACGAGCAUAUUGACGUACUCAAAAUUGACAUAGAAGGUUGGGAGUUUGACACACUCACCCAGAUAAUCCAACCAUACAUCUCGUCCGGGGAACCACUACCAUUCGGACAGCUCAUAGUCGAGAUUCACGCCUGGGACAAGAAGUUCGAGGAUUUCUUGCCUUGGUGGGAGCUGCUAGAGCAAGCUGGAUUGAGACCAUUUAUGAAUGAGAUAAACCUCGUAUACCAGAACUACAACCGGGGAAAAGACACGGAUCUUGCGGAGUACUCCUUCAUCAACAUCAAAGGAAACAACAUCUUCAUCUCGGACCCGCAAGAUGCUCCUGGACAUUCGGAUGUUAUAUAAGCAAUACUGCGCUGAUCGCACCUUGCGGUGUACACACGGAAACUCCUGGUGGCGUGGGUAUGGUGACAUAGUGGACAGUCGAUGGUCAAUUUUGUGUGGAUACACACACUAUGGAUAUACGCAUAUAUUAAUGAUUGAGUACAUGUUGCAGGUCCAGUGCAAGACUGCGCUGCGCUGAAGCUGUGCUUGCUGUAGCGCUCAGCCUUAGCUAUGUUUCGCCAUAAAGGUACUGACCGCAACACUGCGGAUUGCACGUGUGUCUUUGUACGGCUGUUACCUGAAAUGACGUUCUUGCCAAGUUCUU